Molecule: messenger RNA, 1437 nt
Organism: Clonostachys rhizophaga
Lineage: Eukaryota; Fungi; Ascomycota; Sordariomycetes; Hypocreales; Bionectriaceae
Source: the annotation of a GenBank genome assembly
AUGACAGAAUUGCUGGAUCUACCAAGCGAGGUGCUCUCUCGAAUCGCCAGCCGCCUGAGCGAUGCGGAUCACAAAUCGCUGUUCAGUCUGAUUUAUGUGAACAAACGCCUGAAUAUCAUUGCUACCCCCUUUCUAGUCCGGCGCUGGCCUCCAGUGGGGGGAGAAUAUGUCCUCGACAACCCUCCCAGAUUUGAUCGCUUCGCAUUGCACCUAUUGCGCAACCCGAGUCUUCGACGAUACAUCAGGCUCCUGGACGUGGAGGACUUUGGUACGCGUCAAGAUAGUCAUGACGAACUAGCCAUCAGUCAGGAUGAGGUGCAGCAGAUGGCGACUGCGGGCGUCCGGGACUGGCCCGCACUUGCGGAGCUCCGGGGAAUGUGGGUGCAAAUGUCGGAGGGUAUAGACGAUGCUUUCAUGGUGCUGAUCCUCUUGUGGGCGAGUCAUUUGGUGGAGUUCGACUUCACUGUGCCUCUUAUCGGGUCAUUAAGUCAAGAUGACGAAGAACAGUUGACCUUAUGUUUCGUUAGCCAAGUUGCCCGAAGGUUACGCGACAGCCCUGAGGACGCCAUCCUGGAUCGCUUCCCCCUCGCCAGAUUGCAGUACGUCCAAUACAAGCAUUGGGACACGGAAUUUGGUGUGCAGGGCCAGUUUGCGGCGCCAUUCUUCUAUCUACCCAACCUACGGACAUUUUUCGGGUACAGGAUUGAGAUGAGUCGUCCAUGUAGCGAAGAAAGCGAUAAAGAUGACGACGAUAUCCAAAGCGCAUAUCUUACCGAGUUUCCCGUUGGGACUUCGACUGUCGAGGAGAUUAUUCUCAAUUGUUCCGACAUGUGCUUGGAGGCGCUGGAAACUUUCAUUCGGGCGUGUCGCAGGCUGAGGACUUUUGCCCUGGAUUAUGGGAGUGUUUUAGAUACCCGAGAGGUUGAUUCCAGUCGACUGGCCGAGCUUCUUGUUGCCCGGGCGGAUUCUCUUCAGAAUCUUGCGCUUGACUGGGGCGAUUCCCCAACCUUGGAAAUCACGGCUCAAGGUCCGCUAAAGAUUGAACAAUGCUUCCGUCAACUCCACCGCCUCGAGUAUCUCGAACUUCCACUAUACAUGCUGUGCGAAGACGGCGAGAUCGAUGGGCAGACUUUCAUCUCACUUAAUUCUCAGCUACUUCCAAAAUCACUGAGAUGCUUGUGCUUAGUGGGAGGCGCGUAUUGGAAAUUCGAUAGCAAAGUAGGGAUAAACAAAAUGGUAGAUAGUAUCGAGGCAUUCAUACUCAAGUGUGGUCCAGGGGGUGAAUUUCCGCACAUGGAGGCGUUGGAGCUGAUCUAUCUCACAGAUCGCUCCCAUCAGGAUAACUAUACGCAACGCUUAGAGAAGACGGGUCACAAAAAGAAUGUAAGACUAGUAUCCAAUGAAUUUAAGUGGCGAACAUGGCCUAAAUAUGGUUGA